This is a messenger RNA of Pipra filicauda (Wire-tailed manakin), 1775 nucleotides long. It is a transcript of the gene NUDT9, whose product is annotated as nudix hydrolase 9. Gene Ontology annotation, molecular function: ADP-ribose diphosphatase activity. Lineage: Eukaryota; Metazoa; Chordata; Aves; Passeriformes; Pipridae. The transcript has 8 exons. Gene Ontology annotation, cellular component: mitochondrion. The record is from RefSeq and is a predicted model, not a curated record. Bases 278 to 1318 code for a protein of 346 amino acids.
GCAGGGAACGAGCUCCAUCCCAGACAGUCCCGGAUCGGGGCGUUCGUCACUGGCGCCGCUCCGCCCAAUGCGGGGCGAGCUUGUACCGGGGCCGGCGGGCGGCUCCUUCCCGGCCCGGGGGUAGGAGCUGGGAAGGAGCGGUGUCCCGGAGCGGUGUCCUGGAGCGGCUGCCUCGCACCGCCGAUCGCAGCCCGGCGCAGAGUCCCAUUCCCGGCCGCGGGGCCGAGGCUGAGGCGGGGCUCGCUCCCGCCGCCGUGGGGCCGCGGAGGCGCCGCCGAUGCCGCUGCCGGCCGGGUCCCUGCGGCGGGCGGUGGCCGUGCUCUCGUUGUCCGUGCUGCUGUCGGCCCGGAGCGCUGCCCAGCGCCGCCCGGCACACAGUAACUCAUCUGCAAACUGUUGGUCCCAUCUUCAUCCUGUGAACAUGUUCAACAGUUACAAUGUUAAGUUCUACCACAGCAAAGCUCUCACCUCCCCGUAUCCAGGAUCACAUGUUGAGCGUAGCCAAGUUCCUGAGGAUAAAGUGGGCUGGUUGACGGAAUGGAAAGAUUAUAAUCCUGUGGAGUACACUGCAAAGUCUGUUUUGUCUGGACCCAGUUGGGCAGAUCCCCAAAUCAAUGAUGAAGGUUUUUCUCCCAAAUUCAAUGAGAGAGAUGGAGAAGUGGAGAGGAAGAGUCUGAAUGGCUUGUAUGUGGUUGAAAAUGGGAGACCCCGAAAUCCAGCGGGAAGGACUGGCCUCACAGGCAGAGGAUUGUUGGGGCGCUGGGGACCAAACCAUGCUGCUGAUCCCAUCGUAACUAGGUGGAAAAGGGACGGAAGUGGCAAUAAAGUUGCUCAUCCAGUUACUGGCAAAAACAUCUUGCAGUUCGUGGCUAUCAAGAGGAGAGACUGUGGGGAGUGGGCCAUUCCAGGGGGGAUGGUGGACCCAGGGGAGAAGAUCAGCGCUACCCUGAGGCGGGAAUUUGGGGAGGAGGCCUUGAACUCUUUGCAGAAAUCACCCGAGGAGAAAGCAAAAUUGGAGAAGCAGCUCCACAAGCUGUUCAGCCAGGAACACUUUGUGGUGUACCGAGGAUAUGUGGAUGACCCUCGUAACACUGAUAAUGCCUGGAUGGAGACAGAGGCUGUGAACUAUCAUGAUGAAACAGGUGAGACAAUGGAUAAUUUGCCUCUGGAAGCAGGUGAUGAUGCUGGAGUAGUCAAGUGGAUUGACAUCAGUGAGAAGCUUGAGCUGUAUGCAAGUCAUAGCUACUUCAUUAAGCUUGUGACUGAAAAACGGGGAGCCCACUGGAGUGAGGAUCCUGGACCUGAGUGCCAUGAGUGAUGUCAACGAGGAACUGACAGACAUCAAGAGAAGAAUAUGUUUUCCAGCCUUGAAACAGAUGACAUUGUCAUUUUGAGAGGAAAUUCACUGAAAAUUCUGUGAAAUUCAGCUGGAAAAAACAAUCGACAGUGAUAAAUAGAAAGUUUUUCAGAGACUUGAAUUUGCUUCUUUUGAUUUCUUAGCUAGUGUGAAAUGAGAUGAAGGAGGAGAUCUGACCUUGCUUUGCUUCCUUGUCUUCGUUAUUUGCAGCUGUUUCAUCAUAUCUGCAGAUGUGCACAGCCACACUGGGAUUCUGACUGGUGGUGGUUCAGAAGGUGUUCACUUUAGCUCUGUAUUUUUGCACUGAUUCCUUUUCAGGAAUGAAUCCUUAAGGGAUGUGAGACUUGUAGGAUAACCUGGAUAAUGACUUAAUUUAAGUGCUACAUAAUAAAGUGAAGUUUCUUUUUUGAAUCAUUUC